AUGAUGAAGCACUUGAAUGAUUCUGAGACUUACUCAGAAUCUACAGUAAUCAAGGCAGUGCACCAGCUGCCCGCGGGGAGCGCCGGAGCGCAGAAGCCGAAGUGCAUUAAGUUGGGGAAAAAAAUGAAGAUACAUUCUGUGGACCAAGGAGCAGAGCACAUGCUGAUUCUAUCCUCAGGUGGAAAACCAUUUGAGUACAACUAUAGCAUAGAACAUGAAAGGCCUCAGUGUAUUUUACAGGAAAAAACUAUAAUUCAGAUCACAUGUGGAGAUUAUCAUUCUCUUGCACUCUCAAAAGGUGGUGAGCUUUUUGCAUGGGGACAGAACUUACACGGCCAGCUUGGACUUGGAAGAAUACUUGGCUCAACCCCCACACCGCGGAUUGUGGAGCACCUCUCAGGAGUCCCCUUGGCUCAGAUUUCUGCAGGAAAAGCCCACAGCAUGGCUUUAUCCAUGUCCGGAAACAUUUACUCAUGGGGGAGAAAUGAUUUUGGACAACUAGGCCUGGGCCACACCGACAAUGAAGAGUUUCCUUCCCUUAUUGAAGCACUGGACAAUCAGAAAGUUGAAUUUCUUGCUUGUGGUGGCUCUCACACUGCCCUGCUCACUAAGGAUGGGCUCCUGUUUACUUUUGGUGCUGGAAAAUAUGGGCAGCUUGGUCACAAUUCAACACAGAAUGAGUUAAAGCCCUGUUUGGUGACUGAGCUCGUUGGGAAAAGAGUGACCCAGAUAGCAUGUGGAAGGCGGCACACACUGGCCUAUGUUUCCGAUUUGGGGAAGGUCUUUUCUUUUGGCUCUGGAAAAGAAGGACAACUGGGAAACCAUGGAGCACAUAAUCAGCUGAUACCACUUCCCAUGAAAUUGCCAUCGAAUGAAGAACUCACAGUCGAAAGCCAUACCUCAGAAAAGGAGUUAAUAAUAAUUGCUGGAGGGAAUCAAAGCAUUUUGCUCUGGAUAAAAAAAGAGAGUCCCUAUGUUAAUCUGAGGAGGAAGAUUCCUACACUGAAUGAAAGGACUGUAAAGAGGUGGAUUGCUGAUGUGGGGACAAAGCAGGGGCAAAACACAAAAAGGGAAAUCAAAGAGAUAUUUUCGUCUCCUGCUUGUCUGACUGGAAGUUUUGUAAGGGAAAGAAUAGCUGCAGAAGCAGUGUUUAUUCAUUUGGACUUAAAUAAAGCAAGAAACACCUUUAAGGAGUUAACCCAGAAGGACUGGCUUGCUAACAUGAUAACCACAUGUCUCAGGGAUUAUCUGCUCAAAAAUCUUCCAUUUCUUUCUCCCCACCAAGAAGCUUUAGAAAUAUUCUUCCUUCUCCCAGAGUGUCCCAUGAUGCAUGAUUUUAACAACUGGCAGAACCUGGUGAUUCCAUUUGCAGAGGCUAUUUGUAAAAUGAAUGAUAAAUCUUCAGAGGCUCUGGAGGAAUAUUGGGCAUCUCUGCAGGAAUCCGCUUUCAUGGAACUGGUCCAGAUGUUUAAAAGAGCCAUCAUCGCUCAACUGCAUAACUGGACUGAAGGUGCUAUGAGUAACUGUCUAGCUCUGCUAGAAAUGUUGAAAAGGCUGCAUAGGGUAAACCAGACUAAAUGUCAACUGCCUGAAAAUAUUUUCCAAGUAAACGAAUUUACACACUGCCUUCAUUUUUUUGGAGAUGCAUAUGGACAGUCCUCUUGGGAAAUGAACGUAGCCACUGCAGUAGACAUCCAGUGUCCUGUCAUAUUUAGUCGUUUUCCAUUUGCCUUUAAUAUUCUAUCAAAAAUUAAACUACUACAUGCAGACUCUCUUUUAAAAAUACAGUGGAGAAGACUCAGAGCUUUUUUGCAGUUCACUGGAAUUAUAGAAGACCGAGAGUCCAGUUUAGUGUUGAUGUCCACCUUUAAUCUAACGGUCAGAAGGAGCCACUUGAUUGAGGAUGUUUUGAAGCAUUUAAAUCAAUUUGAGAAUGAAGAUCUGAGGGUGGAGUUAUCGGUUUCGUUUAGUGGAGAAAUUGAACAUGACUUUGGAGGAGUCAGGGCAGAGUUUUUCCACUGUCUGUUUGAAGAGAUGACCCAGCCAGAAUAUGGGAUGUUCAUGUAUCCUAAAGAGGCUACCUACAUGUGGUUUCCUGUUAGACCUAAAUUUGAAGAGAAGAGAUAUUUCUUCUUUGGGAUUCUGUGUGGACUUACUCUUUUCAACGGCAAUGUUGCAAAUAUCCCUUUCCCACUGGCUCUGUUUAAGAAACUUUUGGACCAAACACCAUCAUUGGAAGACUUGAAAGAACUCAGCCCUGUUUUGGGAAAGAAUUUGCAGAUACUUCUGGAUGAUGAAAGUGCUGACUUUGAAGAAGUAUUUUAUAUCCAUUUUAAUGUGAACUGGGACAAAACCGAUGUAGACUUAAUUCCGAAUGGAAGUGACAUAAUUGUCAACCAGACUAACAAGACAGACUAUGUUUCUAAGUAUGUCGAUUACAUCUUCAACAUCUCUGUAAAGGCAGUUUAUGAAGAAUUUCAAAGAGGAUUUUAUAAAGUGUGUGACAAAGGAAUUAUUGCAAUUUUCUAUCCUGAAGAACUAAAGGAUGUGAUUAUUGGAAAUACAGAUGAUGACUGGGAAACAUUAGAAAAGACUGCAUGUUAUGAACAAGGAUAUGACAGUUCACAUCCCACCAUAGUGAUGUUUUGGAAGGCUUUACACAAAUUGACUUUGGAGGAAAAGAAGAAAUUCCUUGUGUUUCUUUCAGGAACCGACAGAAUUCAAGUAAAAGGUUUAAUGAGCACGAAAAUAACAUUUCGCUGUCCUGAAAAUGUGAAUGAGAAAGAUCCCAUCAGAGCACUUACAUGUUUCCGUAUCCUCUACCUCCCUAAAUAUUCUACAAUGGAAAGAGUGGAAGAAGCGCUUCAAGUGGCCAUCAACAGCAGCAGAGGAUUUGGCUGA
Miniopterus natalensis is the source of this 2901-nucleotide messenger RNA. It is a transcript of the gene HERC5, whose product is annotated as HECT and RLD domain containing E3 ubiquitin protein ligase 5. Gene Ontology annotation, cellular component: cytoplasm. The record is from RefSeq and is a predicted model, not a curated record. NCBI's taxonomy places the organism in Eukaryota, Metazoa, Chordata, Mammalia, Chiroptera, Miniopteridae. Gene Ontology annotation, molecular function: ISG15 transferase activity; ubiquitin protein ligase activity. Gene Ontology annotation, biological process: ISG15-protein conjugation; ubiquitin-dependent protein catabolic process; protein ubiquitination.